Molecule: messenger RNA, 3758 nt
Organism: Phascolarctos cinereus (koala)
Lineage: Eukaryota; Metazoa; Chordata; Mammalia; Diprotodontia; Phascolarctidae
Gene: SWT1
Product: SWT1 RNA endoribonuclease homolog
Cellular component (GO): nucleus
Source: RefSeq, a predicted model, not a curated record
CGCGCGAGCUUCCCGGGAAGGCUAGGAAAGAACUACAAUUCCCAGGGGGCAUUGGAGCAGAGAGACGCCUUGUAGGGGCCUGGGCCUUCGGCGCUGUAGCCCGCUGGGCUUUUCACAAUGUCCAAGAAAAGAUCUAAUGGCAAACAGGAAAAGUCUGAAAGAAAGGGCGCGUCUCCUUCACGCAACGUAGAUGAAAAAGAAAAGAAACAGAAAAGAAUCUCUUCGAAAGCACCAAGUCCGAGUAUCUUGUCUUACUCCAGAUGUUCAGCUUCCUUAGGGAAGAGAAAGUUGAAAUCUGAUUAUACAAACAUUUUAUGCUGUGAUCCAAAAAAAAGAGAAGACCUUCAAAGGUUGGAUGUAGAAACAGGCACUCAAAAGAAGAAACAAAAAAUCAGUUCUUUUUCAUCCCAAGAGCCUGAUAGACUUCAAAAGAAAUCAUUUGAUGACAGUCAAAGUACUUCUCACAGUCAAUCUUUAAGUAGAAGUGAGAAAGGAAUACAGAAGUAUGAUUUCAAACAUGAAGAUGUAAAAUUGAAAAAUGGGAACAACCAGAGUGAUUAUGACCUCAAAAGUAAUAGCCUCACGUUUGCCAAGAAUGCACAGCCCAGGUCUGAAGCUCCAACAGGUGAAAGGAAAUGGCCUCAUUAUCUUGCUCAAAGGGAAAAGGUGAAAGGAUUAAAGAAGAGAGAAAAGAUCAAUAAAGUCAAAGAUAAUUUAGGAAAACCUUCACUUGAGAAGUACAUCAAAGAUGAAUUUGCCAAGGAAUGCACUUCCAGAGCCUUGAGUAAAGAAGUACUUGAACCUGAAAGAUGCAAAAUCAGUUUCAAAAUUGCUACAAAAUCCAGUGGUAGUCUUCAAAAACCAGUAGAGGAUAAUGUUUUAAAUUCUAAAAUUCAUAAACCAAAGCCUUCAUGUGAGAAAAAAGAGAGCCUUCAGAAUCCUCCAAGUUUUUCUAGACACAAAGUUAAACAUUUAUCACCAUCAGAUUCUUCAUAUAAGUCGUCUCACUAUAAGUGGAAGGAAAAAUGUCAUCCUGAUCAUUCCAGCCAAAAAAGAAAUAAUUCACAACCGGAAGAAACUUUCUUUCCUGAAACAGUAUCAUUAAAACAGAGUUUUGAAGCAGCGCAUUCUUCUAAUUCGAGUGAUUGUGUUCAAGAUACAGAUCAAGAGAUGCAGAUAGUAGAAGAGCUUCAUGCUGCUCGUGUGGGGAAAAGUAUGGAUUUGCCUGUGGUGCCAGCUUCUGGACUGACAAGUAUGGAAAUUGACUUGGCUGAAGAUGAUGUGCAUCCUUCUGUUGAGAAUACGGCUUCAGAUACAAAACUUUUAAUUGUUAUUGACACAAAUAUUCUGAUGAAUCAUCUCAAGUUUCUUGGAAUUUUGAAGACGAUGGAUAUCCCAGGCUUCGAUAGACUUAUAUUGAUAAUUCCCUGGGUGGUUGUGCAAGAACUAGAUCGUAUGAAAGCAGGGAAAUUGCUACAGCAUGCACAGCACAAAGCUAUACCUGCAGUCCAUUUUAUCAAUGACUGUCUCAGAAGUCAAGAUGGAAAGCUGUGGGGUCAGUCUAUUCAACUUGCUUCUCAAAAACUUUAUGGAUUGAGUGAUGAAAACAAUGAUGACCGAGUCCUGAAAUGCUGUCUUCAGUAUCAGAAUUUAUUUCCUUGUGCUCUUGUCAUAUUGUGCACGGAUGAUAGAAAUUUACGCAAUAAAAGCAUAAUAAGUGGUAUAAAAUCACUCAGUAAAGCGGAAUUAAGUGCAGAGUUACUGACUCUCAGUCCCAAAUCAGUAACUGUGGACAAUCAGCCACAUAUUUCUAAUCGGCACAUCAAAGCAGAUAUAAAACCCUUGGAGAAAUGCUGCAGGGGAAAUACUAUAUCAUCUGGAAUGGCUAUUCUACUUGAAAAUAUUAUUUCCGAGCUUGAAAAAUGUCUUGGAACAGCUUUGUCUUCUAUAUUAGAAACAGAAAUGAAAAUCGCUUUUGGAGACCUCUGGCUAGAGAUGGUGUACUUAAAGCCCCCUUGGACACUUGCACAUUUAUUACAGUGUUUUAAAAAACACUGGUUAGCUGUUUUUGGAUUGGUUGUGGCGAAAAACUUGCUUAUGACGAUUGAGAGCCUAUAUGAAAAUCUUUGUAAAGCUAAGACAGUGGACUUGGCAACAACUAAAUUUCUGCUUCAGGAUUCCAAACAUUUGUUACAUGCUUUUAGUACAAGGUCAAACUAUGAUGGGAUUCUGCCACAGGCCUUUGCUCAGGUGAAUCAAUUACUUCAAACACUCUCAGAGGUCAAUUCUAAACAUAAGCCAAAUUCUACAGAAUCAGUUGAGUCUUUUUCAAAGAACACAGCAUAUAAAAACCAGGAGGAGAAUGCACUGCUCCAGCGCAGUAAUCAGGAGAAUCCAACAGUGUUGGGCACUCAGCUUCCCCAACCCAACAGACAUCAAGAAAUCUGGUCUGUCCUAGAGAAUGUUUGGACCACGAUAUAUCUGAACAGCACGGAUGUUUUCCAAAGUUUGGAUUCUAGCAAUACAUCGAGCACUCCAAAGAUUGCAUCAUUUGAAGAGGCCUUUGUAUAUCUUCAGAAAUUGAUGGCAGCUGUGAAAGGUGUUCUUGCUGGAAUUCAGAGAAUUUUGGCCCCACACAGUUGUUAUCAAGAUAUUGAAACUCUUUAUAACUUCCUAGUGACUAAUGAGGUCAAUAGCUGUAUCAACUUUACUGCCCAGGAACUUUACGAAUGUGUGUCACAGGCUGAAUAUCGGGAAAAGUUAAAAAUUGGAUGUUGUCAGCUGGCCCAGAUGGAAUUCACUAUGCAGCAGUGCAAUGCCUCUGUCUAUAUGGAAGCCAAAAAUCGGGGGUGGUCUGAAGACAUGCUCAACUACAGGACUUGUUAAAUGUUUUCUUCCUGAAUCCUUUAUUUAUGAGUUGGACUAGUUGAAAUAACAGUAUAAUGUCGUUUUUGUUUUGUUGUGGAGUCUGCUUUUGAGCCAAACCCAAAACUGGACCAAGAAGGGUCCUCAGGUUUUCAUAUUUGACUGCCUUUUCCUGAAACAGCCGAGACUUGACGAAAGUUUAGUGCUUACGUCCUGGGACAGAUGCUACUGUGUAGGCUCAGUUCUUCUGGAGCUACCAGCAUCCCCUACCCUAUCCCUAGAUUACACAGAUGGAAUAGUGGUGGCUUUUCAGCAGUCAUCUCAGUCUGAACUUGCCCUAAGUCGGCUUACGUUGUCAUAAAUAUAUACUUUUAGUUCAGUCAGACACAGGACCAGGCAUACAAAACCCAGUCCCAACAUGGCCACAUCCCACAAACUGAACUUAAGCCCCCAGGACUGUUUGGGCUAGGUUUACCCUGCAGGCCAGGGAACUAAUACACAUUUUGAUGUAGUCUUUAACAUGCAGAUUCUUGGUUAAGACAAAAAGCAUUUAUUUUGGGGUCAUUCUGCUUUCAGUUCCUACCCCAAGCAGUGAAGUUGAGCUUCAACUCUUAACUCUACCUCUUCCAAUCUUCAGUUCUUGCAUCCUUUAUUUCUAGAAGAGGGUUUGUAUUUUCCCCUGAAAUGCAAGUCUGCCCUAGUUUAUUGUUUUAGCAGUGUUAGCUCUUGGCUGAAACUCAACAUCUAGUCUUCUGAAUUAUUCAUUUGUACAAUGAAUUGGAAAUGUAUUCUAACAUUUGGUAACAAAUCCAACUUAGGCAUUCUAUUCCAAAUACGUAUAUGUCUUCUUUAUUUUAGAAAAAUUAAAUAAAUUUUUUUUUGGUAAAUUUAAA